AUGACCGCUGAUCGGGAAAAAGUUUGUGAGAAAAAAAUUAAAAGUGCAGAACUUAAAUUAAAUAAAAUAUUAAACAAAAUUGAUAGUUUAAAACUCACUGAUUAUUUUAUUUCGAGCUUAGAUCUUCCAAAUAAUAAACGACUUAUUAAUUUAUUUUAUUUACGUUUCACUACGAAAAAAUAUAUUGUGCUUGGGUUAAUAAUAUUUGCGUCUGCCGUCAUUUGGUGGUUUUAUUCAGAAGCGAUGAUUACAGGUUGCUUUGUUUAUUUACCCGAUCAACUCAAGUCACUGUUUCGACAGCCAGAGGACUGCUCGAUGUGUAUCGGUGUUACUGACGUCACACGUUUGGAAAACAUAAGCGCAGAUGAAUUUGAGGAACUGUACGCGUAUAACACUAAGCCCGUUAUUGUCACCGAUGCUACGAAGGAUUGGGAAGCUAUAGAAAAAUUCAAUUUUAAUUUUUUCGUCGACUUCUACCGGAAUACCAAAAUGGGUAGAAGAAUAAACGAUUGCUUCUACUUCGCUUAUAAGUCCGGUUUGAACUCGUUGAGCGAGGUGUUUAAUAUGGAUGAAACUAGAGCAAACCUGUCUGGAGAGCCGUGGUACGUGGGUUGGAGCACAUGCUACGAUGAGGAGACCAGGGCCUUGAGGAAGUACUACAAUAGGCCGUAUUUCCUGCCGAAGACGGCUGAGAGCGAUAUGGUAGAUUGGAUUUUUAUGGGCGGUCCAGGGCAAGGAGCUCACAUGCACGUGGACUCUGUGCGACACGUGUCGUGGCAGGCACAAGUGCGCGGCCGCAAGCGCUGGGAGCUGGCUCCGCCUCCGGAGUGUCUGUACGAGUGCUCGAGGAUCUCCUUUACCGUGCUUCCAGGAGAGAUACUGGUGGUGGACACGAACCGCUGGUACCACAAAACGAACGUGCUUCCCGGAGACAUCAGCAUCACCAUCGGGGCCGAAUAUGACUAAAUUCUUUGUACCUGUUCUUGUACACUACAGAAUUUCAUGUACCUGUUUCUUGUACACAACAGAAUAUCUUAUACCUUUUUCUUGGACACUACAGAAUUCCUUGAAGCAGUGUAGAAACUGUGUAUAUGUUGAACCCAUUAAGCGGUUUCAAUUUAGAAAGGUUUAUAUAUAUAUAUAUUAGUUGUUUGCCGUGAUAUAUGUUUUAUGAUACUUACUUUUUAUAUGUUUACCGUGUUUGUAUUCCUACAUUUAUAUCAUAAUUACACUGAAAUUUGUAUUUGAAAAUAAAUAAUUACAAAUAAAACAACAAUUUGUGCUA
Melitaea cinxia (Glanville fritillary) is the source of this 1285-nucleotide messenger RNA. RefSeq lists its product as uncharacterized. The transcript is spliced from 5 exons. Lineage: Eukaryota; Metazoa; Arthropoda; Insecta; Lepidoptera; Nymphalidae. The record is from RefSeq and is a predicted model, not a curated record. The coding region runs from base 1 to 966 and encodes 321 amino acids.